AUGGCAGACCGUCUCCCCACGUCGUCGUCAGGGCGGAAGCGCCGCGGCGAAGGCGAUUCGGUGGGGGACUUCUGGAUCGAUGCCGAGAUCGGCAAGGGUAGCUUUGCUACGGUGUAUAGAGGCUACCACAAGACCUCAAAAGCAUUAGUUGCCAUCAAGUCCGUCGAGCUCAGCCGCUUGAACGCCAAGCUCAGGGAGAACUUGUAUGGCGAGAUUCAAAUCCUCAAAACACUGAGGCACCCUCACAUUGUCGCCCUCCACGACUGCAUCGAGUCCUCGACACACAUCAACCUCGCCAUGGAGUACUGCGAGCUUGGCGACCUAUCAAUAUUCAUCAAGAAACGUGACAAGCUGGGCACCAAUCCUGCGACCCACGACAUGGCACGGAAGUACCCUUCCACGCCGAACUCAGGUCUCCACGAAGUCGUGACUCGACACUUUCUUCAACAAUUGGGCAGUGCCCUCAAAUUCUUGCGAGAGAAGAACUAUGUUCAUCGGGACGUGAAGCCCCAGAACCUGCUUCUUCUCCCAUCACCACAGUACCGGGACACGGUCCCAAAGCACAUUUUGUCCGCGAGCCGAGAUUCCAUGAUUCCUAAUGCAGGACUGGCGUCGCUGCCGAUGCUGAAACUCGCAGACUUCGGUUUCGCCCGUGUCCUCCCGUCGACAUCCCUCGCUGACACCCUCUGCGGCUCACCGUUGUACAUGGCGCCUGAAAUCCUCCGCUAUGAGCGCUACGAUGCCAAGGCCGAUCUCUGGUCGGUCGGAACGGUGCUCUACGAGAUGAUCACUGGCCGGCCCCCGUUCCGUGCCAGGAAUCACGUUGAACUACUGAGGAAGAUUGAGGCCGCUGAAGACAAGAUCAAAUACCCCAAGGAUGCCACUGUGAGCAGAGAUCUGGUGAAGCUCAUCAGUAAGCUGCUCACUCGUAACCCCGUUGAGCGAAUCAGGUUCGAAGAUUUCUUCGCCGACCCUAUCGUGGCCGGUGCCAUUCCCGGCGUUGUUGAAGAUGAUAUUCCGAAACCGCCUCAGGAGCAAAGAAACUCUAUCGAAGCCCGUGCGAGCACCAAGCCUGAGAGCAUGCCCCUGUCACGACAAGCAUCCCUGAGGCGCCACGCUGAGGAGACUGGUCUGUCCCGCUCACCCCGUGCAGGCCUCUCAGCAUCUCCGCAAACCGAGCCGUCGGGGUUGCCACGGGUAUCCCGCCCGUCUGGCGAGCGCCUUAGCAGCUCGCCCGGCCAAGACAGUGGUCAAGGUCUCGGUAUCCGCCGGCCACCUCCACCGCAACCAUCAACCUCCGCACCCGCCAGGCCUCACAGGCCAUCAAAUGCAUCUUAUACCCGCCCAUCAGCUCGCGGCACCCCGUCGCCCACAUCGUCAUCCUUCGACAACGCUCACCGAGGCAAACUUCGACCUGUGACUGAGCGCAGCAUGACGGAAUCGGACAGAGCGGCGCAGGAUGUCGCCUUUGAACGUGACUAUGUCUUGGUGGAGAAGAAACAUGUUGAGGUGAAUGCUUUCGCAGACGAAAUGGCAGCCAACCCUCGACUCAACUUCUCGCCAAAAUCUGGCCAGCAGAUAGUCCGCCGCGCUACCCAGCAGGGCGCACCCACAUCAACGACGGGCGCCGUUCGGGCGCAGACAUCGCAAGCUGUCCAGAUCGCGCAGGGCCGGGAGUUUCCCACUCAUGAACGCCGUGGCUCCUACGAAAAGAGUUUUUCUGGUAGCCCCGGAUCCGCUACGCCGAGCUUUAUUACAAAGGCCAUUCAGGAUGCCAGUGUGCGCCUAUUUGGGUUCAAAGUGCCACAUCACGUUCUGGGCAAGGGGCAGUCGCCACCACAAAUCUACAGCGCUUUUCCUGCCUACCCUAGCACUCACGGUCCCGCUGGCCUUCUCGAGGAUGGGAAGCAGAGGGUGCCUGCGGAUGAGGAUGCCCGAGCCGUCAAGUACAUCCAAGACUUGGCUCACCGCAGCGAUUGCGUCUUUGGUUUUGGCGAAGUCAAAUACAAACAACUCCUCCCUAUCGCUCCAUCUACGGACACUGGGCUAGGUGGCCUCUCUGCUGAUGAGGCUUCCGAGGACAACGGUCUGACGCUGGAGGCUGUUGUCGUGCUCUCCGAGGAGGCCUUGGUACUCUACGUCAAGGCUUUAACGCUUUUGGCCAAGGCCAUGGAUGUCGCAAACGCAUGGUGGGUACAGAAAACGCGUUCAGAGUCGACCGUGGCUCUGGAUCCUGCAAAGGAGAAUCUUAUUCUGCGAAUGAACUCGACAGUUCAAUGGGUUCGCGGGCGGUUCAAUGAGGUUCUCGAAAAGACCGAAAUUGUUCGUCUGAAACUCAUCGGGGCCCAGAAGCAGCUGCCCGAGGACCAUCCCAGCCAUCCUAGGAACCAGGGCGAGAGUUGCUCUUUGUCUACCUCGGCGGGUACCGAACAAGUCUACUUGACGCCUGGCAUUAGUGCUGAGAAGCUCAUGUACGAUCGCGCUCUGGAGAUGAGUAAGCGUGCUGCCAUUGACGAAAUUGCAAACGUUGAUCUCGAGGGUUGCGUAAUCUCUUACGUUACGGCUAUUUACAUGCUUGAGGCUGUGCUGGACAACGACGGUGAGACGGCUAAGGGACGGUCUCCCAGCACCAGUAAGAACACUGUGUCCCAGGACGACGUCACCAGCGAUCUGGAUAGCGACGACCAGCAAGUGGUCAAGAAGAUGAUUCACAUGAUAUCUUCCCGUUUGGCCAUGGUCAGGAAGAAGAUGGCGGCUAUUGCUGAGGCCUCGAGGUCUGAGCAGAGCCAGCAGCAGGUACGCAAGCGAAGUGGCGAUGUCACCCCGCGAAGUGUUCCAACACAUGCCUCCUAA
Verticillium dahliae VdLs.17 is the source of this 2853-nucleotide messenger RNA. RefSeq names its product serine/threonine-protein kinase unc-51. The coding region runs from base 1 to 2853 and encodes 950 amino acids. Gene Ontology annotation, biological process: protein autophosphorylation; peptidyl-serine phosphorylation; autophagosome organization. Gene Ontology annotation, cellular component: autophagosome; cytoplasm. The transcript is spliced from 3 exons. The record is from RefSeq and is a predicted model, not a curated record. Gene Ontology annotation, molecular function: protein serine/threonine kinase activity; ATP binding. Lineage: Eukaryota; Fungi; Ascomycota; Sordariomycetes; Glomerellales; Plectosphaerellaceae.